Rotaria socialis is the source of this 1314-nucleotide messenger RNA. NCBI's taxonomy places the organism in Eukaryota, Metazoa, Rotifera, Eurotatoria, Philodinida, Philodinidae. The record is from the annotation of a GenBank genome assembly.
AUGAACGAUUCAAUAAUUACAAAUAAUGAUGAUUAUAAUAAUUCAACAGAACGUUCAGAUGAAAUCGCUAGUGACAUUAUUUCAUUGAUACAUUCAACCACACAUUCAAGUUAUGUUACCUGUUCGCAGUUAUCUUCCAAACUCUUUUCUUAUUUAUCUGAAGCAAAUAUUCAUGAUCACGAAUGGAAUGAUCUAGAAAAAUCUGUACAACGUUUCGAUCAAAGUAUUGAUCAUCCAGAUUUACGUCGUUUUCGACAAUUAAUAGAAACAAUUAGUACAUGUUCAAAUGACGCUGAAGAACGAAAUUAUACAUUAGGACGUGAUGCUAAUACACUUUUAGAAAGUAUCCGUCAAUUACAAGAAUUAUUACAAUCUCAUGUUAAUCUCAAUUGUAAUUUGCUUUCGAAAUUAAUUGAUCGAAAAGAUAUUCAAUUGCAUUUAAUUGAUCUUAUGAAUUUAACUGGAAUGAAUGUUGGCAAUACGAUUCAUGGAGUUCUAUGUGACAUAGUUCAUCUACUAUGUGAAAUAAAUCGAAAAUUUUGUCUCACAAAUGUAAUCGAUCAUCCAAUAGUAUCGAAUUGUAUUCGAAUUAUUCAAACAAGUAUUAAUAGUAUUUGUGCAACAGGUGACAAUGUUAAGUCAACAGUGAUCUUCGCACUUCGUCUACUUACAGAUUUACUUUUAACUAAUGAAUUGUUUCCGGUGCAUAGUUAUGGUCAAUUAUCGAAUUGUGUAUUUUUAAAAAGUAUAUUUGAUCUAAUUGAAAAUAAUGGUGAAAAUGAUGAAUUGAUACUAACAGCAAUAAAGUUUAUUUUGUCAUUUAAUUUACGUUUCGAUUCUCCUCAUGAAAAUCCAUUAAUGCUGACAUUAUUGGCUGUUAAUGAACAGUUAUCAUGUAGAGAAUUAAUUGAAAGAUUAAUUUUAUUAUUUAAUCGAAGUGUUGAUCCUAUUGAAUGUAAAACAACAAAUUCGAUAAUGAAAUUUUUUUCCGAUUUAUUUGCUGAUCAAGCAGCAACAAGUGAUGCAGUUCUAUAUGAUUCAGAUCGACGUUUAAUUGUGGAAAUAAUAAGUAGAGAAUUAUCUGAUCGUGCAACAACGGAUGAAUCAACAACAGCUUAUUUAUCCUUAUUAGAAUUAAUUCUUCGCAGUCAAUCGAUAACAUCCGAAACAUGUCCACGCAUUGAUGAACUUCAAACUGUUUUUCGAGCACAUUUAUAUGCGGAAAAUUGUUUAAAGAAAAAUCGUUUUAUCAUAAAUGAUAUUCUUCGUCAGCAUUAUUGGUUAUCAACGAAUGACAUGCCAUUCUAUCUCUAA